Molecule: messenger RNA, 862 nt
Organism: Pelecanus crispus (Dalmatian pelican)
Lineage: Eukaryota; Metazoa; Chordata; Aves; Pelecaniformes; Pelecanidae
Source: RefSeq, a predicted model, not a curated record
AUGAACAUCUCGCGUCCGACUUUGGCUUUGCUGGUACGCUUGCACCGUGCCUUUGGAAUUUAUUAUUUUCUCAGGACAGAUGGAAGUUUUGUGGUUCAUGAUGUACCUUCAGGAUCUUAUGUAGUGGAAGUUAUAUCCCCUGCUCAUAAAUUUGAGCCUGUGCGAGUUGACAUAACUUCAAAAGGCAAAAUGAGAGCAAGAUACGUGAAUUACAUCAAAACCUCUGAAGUUGUCAGGCUGCCGUACCCGCUCCAGAUGAAAUCUUCUGGACCUCCUUCAUACUUUAUAAAGAGAGAAUCUUGGGGAUGGACAGAUUUCCUCAUGAACCCUAUGGUGAUGAUGAUGGUUCUUCCAUUACUGAUAUUUGUGCUUUUGCCUAAAGUUGUCAACACCAGUGAUCCUGAUAUGAGACGGGAAAUGGAGCAGUCAAUGAACAUGCUGAAUUCCAACCAUGAGCUGCCAGAUGUCUCUGAAUUCAUGACAAGACUUUUCUCUUCAAAAUCUUCCAGCAAGUCUGGUAGUAGCAGCAGUAAAGCAGGGAAAAGUAGUUCUGGAAAAAGGAGGUAGUUAAGUCUUCCUCCUAAGCCUGAGUUUGCACAACUGUUUGUUAUGUGGUAUCAUGUUUAUUUGUCUUGAAAGAUCAAAAAGCCACUACUGUAAACUUAACCAGGCACAAAAUACGGUAUGCUACAACUGUGGUGUGUAGCUUUUUUUUAGUCUAUAUAAGCUGUUUUGUACUUGACAAUAAGCAAAAGAGGACAUGGCUUCAAUACUGUAUCUGUAUAAAGUUACUGAUGAUACUGAAUUAACUAUAUUGUUCUGUAGAGAAUUAUUAUAAGUUAUAUGAUGUGCUGAACAGUAA